This is a messenger RNA of Carassius carassius (crucian carp), 2244 nucleotides long. Its product is annotated as mitotic checkpoint serine/threonine-protein kinase BUB1 beta-like. Gene Ontology annotation, biological process: mitotic spindle assembly checkpoint signaling; meiotic sister chromatid cohesion, centromeric. The coding region runs from base 171 to 2102 and encodes 643 amino acids. The transcript has 17 exons. The record is from RefSeq and is a predicted model, not a curated record. Lineage: Eukaryota; Metazoa; Chordata; Actinopteri; Cypriniformes; Cyprinidae. Gene Ontology annotation, molecular function: protein kinase activity.
CGUGGCGAGGCACGUCCGUUCGUACGUCAUAGUCACGUGGUAAGAUUUGAAAUUAAACCUCGAAUCGCACAACAACAGUGUGUCAGCAAACAGCAUUUCGGAGGUAUUAAUCAAGUGGAUUGUGACGAAACAAGAAAAUUUUAUGACUUUGGGAGGUAACGUCGCUCAGGAUGGCUUUAAGAUUUGAAAAAUCGAAUUGCUUGAAGAUGGAUGAACUGUCGCCUCAUGUUUGGAGCGCUCCAGGCGUCCCGCUGGAGACUGCGGCCCCAUCCCAGAGGAGCCAGGCUCCGGAGGAACAUGUGUCCCAGCAGGAGGGUCAUGUUCAGAUCAUGUACUGUAAGGAUCAGGUGUAUCAAGGAGACACAGAGUUCAGUCUGGAAGAGCUCCGAGCGCAACGCUACUAUAAAGCUUUGAGCGAAAAGGCCUUACACCUGAACAAACUAAAGCAGGACCUGCAGCUUCAGAUCGAGCAGAAAAAGAGACUCCUUCAGCAAAGAAACAGCAGCACAGAGACACCGCAGAUUGUUCAUGAGGAGGCCAGUUCUUCCUUCCAUAAUUCGUCAGGUUCAUGUGAAUCUGCGGCUGCUGUGGUGAGAUCGGCUCCGUUCACCGAAUGCAGCCAGCAGGAGGAAGACCGUGUGCUGACCAGUAGAAGUUCAGUGAGGCGAGAGGACGACAUGAAUCACAGAGGAAGUGACGCUAAACUGCAGAAAACAGCAAAACCUUUCAGUGUUUCUGAUGAGAAUACACUGACAAAUAAAAUAUCAUCUUCGACGAACCGUAAUUCUCUGAAGCUGCCCACCUUGAGUCUGAAAGGGCCAAAGCCGAAAGCAGAGCUCUCUACUGAUAAAGACGUGUCCAUCUCUCGCUCUGAGGAUGCAAUCAUCAAUGGUCACUGGAAUAAGACUCUGUGCCGAAGUCCAGACGAUACGUGUGAAUUUGCCCUCACCGCUCAGCUGGCGUCCACUCCGUUUGGAGGAGUCCAGAGGCCAAAGGCGUCCGAGUCAGGCCUGAUGGAGAAUAAGAGCCAAACGGCUCCAGAAUCCAGUAAAGUAACGAACUCAAACGUGAGCGCUCCCGAGAAAAAGCUCAGUCCUAUCCUAGAGAUCAGUCAGGAGUGGGGCGGCUCUUCCUUCGCCAGCUUCUCCCAGGAUCCCAUGAAGCCUGAGAUCAGCCGAUCUGUGGAGAGAGCGGAGACGCUGCUGGAGGAAGCAGUCACUGAAUCGGAGGACGUCUGUGGUCUGGACGUCAGAUCCCGCUUGUAUCAUCAGGCAGACGUGUCGUCCUUCUGUAACUUCCAGCAGAAAUGGUGUGGUCUGCCGGACGCCAGCGGAGUCGAUGACCUAUGUCUCGACGGAGAGGUGUUGGUGUACCGCAGGAAGCUGGAGACGCUGAAGGACUUCACCCUGUACUCGUCUGGAACCGCUGCUGUCUUUCUGAAGGUGGAUGUGUCCGGAGUGCCGUGGGAUUUCUUCAUCAGCUCUCAGCUCCGGUCUCGACGGUCCGGUGACGAGCCCAAGCGUGACGUCCAGAUCUGCUGUCAUGUGUUCGAGGACGGCUGCUUGACUCUCUGGAGGAUUCCUCACGGAGAAACCCUUCAGGAUCUUCUCGCUGAGCCCGUUGCUCGAGACGAUGUUUCUCUGCUGGUCGUUCUGUUGCUGGAGCUGGUGAAAGAGUUUCAUUCCUGUCGAGUGGUUCACGGAGGCCUGAAGCCAGAGUCGCUGUACUUUUAUCACACGGGCAUCACAGCACUAGAUUUCUCAAGCUCGGUGGAUCUGCAGCUCCAGACUGACGUCACAACAGCACAAGAUCUUCCUUCAGCUCAGAAAUACAUACAGCAGGGUCUCCUGUCGCCUUCUGCAUCGCCCUAUCACGUCGAUCUGAUCGGCGUCGCAGAAAUUGUUCACAUGCUGCUGUUUAAUCGGCCGAUGAAAGUGACUCAGGAAAACUCGGCUUGGAGUUUAGAUGAAGGAUCCGGAUCUCAGAACAACGUUCCCGUUGAGGCUUUAUGGAAGGACUUUUUCCACAUGAUUCUGAAUCCAGAGGAAAAGUCUCCGGAGCUGGUUUUGUCUGAACUCAUCCGUAACGUGAAGAACAGCUGAUGAAGUCAAGCUGCACUCAUUCGUUGUGCAAUAAUGCCAUUUGUUAAACAACAGCUCCGAUUAUGAAUUGGUGGCUGUGAAAUUAAUGUUAUAUAUAUAUAUAUUGCUUUUUACAUAUUAAUAAACUAUUUUCACAUCGUAA